GUCACCCUUGCCCCCCUCCUCCUCGCUCCCAGAGGGGAGCAGCGCCUCCCUCUCCCCUCCCCCCUCCCGCCCCCCCUCGAGCCUGGAGCGGGGCGGGGGGAGCGGCGGCGGCCCCCCCCCGCGGCGGGUUCCUUGGAUGUCAGGAUGGCAGCGUCGAACUUGGAGAAUCAGCUGCACAGUGCCCAGAAGAAUCUUCUUUUUCUCCAACGGGAGCACGCUAAUACGCUCAAGGGGCUGCAUGCUGAAAUCCGACGGCUACAGCAGCACUGCACAGAUCUGACAUACGAGUUGACUCUCAAAAGUUCAGACUUGACAGAAAAUGGGAGUUCAAGGAGUGAAGAACUGAAGAGAAAGUGUGAAGAGCUUGAGGCUCAGCUCAGAGCAAAAGAGGCUGAAAACAAUGAGUUGCUUAAAGAACUGGAGCAAAAGAAUGCAAUGAUAAUGGUGCUGGAGAACACCAUCAAGGAGAGAGAGAAGAAGUAUCUAGAAGAGUUAAAAAUGAAAAGCCAUAAGCUGAACAUGCUGUCGAGUGAACUGGAGCAGCGAGCAAGCACCAUCGCAUACCUCACCUCGCAGCUGCACGCAACCAAGAAAAAGCUUAUGAGCUCAAGUGGGACUUCUGACAGUUCCCCCUCUGGAAGCCCAGUGCUGUCCAGCUAUAAGCCAGCCCCUCCCAAAGAUAAGCUCCCGGAGACUCCAAGGCGCAGAAUGAAGAAGAGUCUGUCCACUCCACUGAAUCCUGAAUUUGAAGAGGCCUACAGGUUAGGAUUGGAUAGCCGGAAGCUGCUGCUGCGGGAGCCUCUCGAUGCUAUGCCUGAUCCCACUCCCUUUCUGCUGGCCAGGGAAACUGCCGACAUCCACCUGCUCAAAGAGAGGCCUUCAGUCAUCCCACCUAUUCCUUCGGAGCGCCUCUGUGCAGAGCCCCACAGCCCGGCACGGGAGAAGCACCACAAGGCUCAUGUGGGCGUGGCUCACCGUAUCCAUCAUGUCACGCCUCCCCAGGCUCCACCAGAGGUUGAGACGCUGGCAGUGGAUCAGGUGAACGGGAGCAAAGUGGUCCGUAAGCAUUCGGGGACAGACAGAACUGUUUAAGCAAACUGUUUGGAAGUGACUCUCUUAGGCACUGUGGUCACAAAUAGGGUUAAUUGCAUCUGCAGUAAAUUUUGUUUCUCCCUCUCGAAUGCCCCCCUGCAUGCCAAAUUUUUUCCAUCACUAGAAUAACCUCCUUCAGCGGAACCCCGCUAUGACUGUGUCCCUAUUGCACAGUCUCUGCUUAAUGAAACGCUGUGGCCAAACUCAGGUGUCUGCCUGACUGCUUGCUUCUGAUGCUCCUUCAUUUAUCCUAAGCGCACUUGUGGGCAAGUGCCCAGGCAACAGUCUGCAUUAUUAAUCCAUAGUAAUGACAGAACCAGCCUCCUCCUGCUAGCCUUGCAGCGCUGUGCAUUGGCUGCUGAUGGCUCAAGCCUCUCCUGUAUGUAUCGCUUUGUACGUGGUCAUGACAAAUCCUUUGCAGGGGAGGGAGCGGGGGAGGGGAGCAAGUGGACCACAAUGCAGAUGCUUGCGUGUGAAGAACAAGACCAGCUGAGCAAGCCCACCCCACAUGCCUCACGCGGUCCUGAUCACAGUGUUCAUAUUUUCUGUUAUGUUUUUAUCUAGAGCUGCUAAAUCCCAACAAACUCUAUUUUAUUAACCCUUGCCAAUCUUGUUUUGUGUCCUUUUGUUCACAACUGGCUCUUCCCUUGGAGGAAAGAGAGGGGGAACAGUGGAUAAUAGGCCAGAAGGGGGAAAUCUCUGAAACACAAAGUGGGCUUCCAUGGCUUCCAUUGGACCCUAAAGGUAGACUGAUGUGCCUCAGUGAUUUUGGAGAGUUCAAAAUAACUCCUUCAGUCCAGGUUGAUCUUGUCGCUCUGUUUGACUGAUGGCAAUCUUGUGAGAUCCAGUGUAAAUGGGGGAGGGGGGAAUCUGCCCUUUUGAGGAGGGAUGCUUCCGCUUUUGGUUGACUCCAGCCAGAAGUGCAGGUAGCUGCGGUGCAGACAUACCACAAGAAGCUCGUUUUUAAACCUGACUGUACCUUUUGACUGCCCAAGGAAGCCCUCCAUUUUAAAAUUUCUAAAUUACAUAGCUGUACACUUUAUAAUCUGUGAUGGUUAAAGGCCAUGCAGCCCACAGUGGUUUUGCACUGUGACUUUUCAUGAAGAGGUUCUUCUCCUCUGAGGCAGAGUCAAGGCAGAGAGCAGAACCCAAAUACUGGCCAUGUGAGUCGCUGACAAAGUACCCAAGUCACUUCAGUCACCCAAGUCACUCAGAUAAACGUAGAAAUGACCCCAUUGCCUGGUAGAGAUGGAAAGCAACUUCUGUCUUCAUUGGGAUGAAAAUGUUGCUAGCUUAAAACGUGCCUUCAAGCUCAGCUCUUAACCUAGCCUACAGGAAAGAGCAGUGUGCUUUACUCUAGGACUUAUCACAGCAGGUUACGUGGUUAAAUCCGGAUAGUGUUUGGCUCAGUGGCUGUUUUUUGGGACAUGGAGCCAUUUCACAAAGCCAGUUUUUUCCCUCUCUUCUAUUGGCACAUCUUUAAAUUGUCAUGGAUGUGUGCUAGAAAGGUACUAACAGCUAAUGGAAGACACCAUUCUUUGCAAUGGGAAUCCUGCUAGUAGCUGUAUAUAGUCUUGUUCAGUAAGUCUCCUGCCACAGCAGUGCAAAAAAGGGACCCUUAUUUUCACAGAAUGCUGCAUGUGCACCUUGGAGUAGCAGAGGUCCCUUUAAGUUUACUCCUAAGUAAACAACACGACUGAAAGCCUCCUAACAUUGGCCAGCCCCAUUUUCUGCACUAUCUUUGUGCAUUUGGGUGGGGUGGGGGGGUCUUUAGCCAUUCAUUUGGUUUAUGAAUUUGUCCCUAAAUGUUGGGAUUUUUCUUCUUAAGUAAGCAUUGAAGUCUCUCUCAGAGACCGCUGAAGAGAAAGUUUUACGUUUAACCAGACACUGUUUUUAAAUGUAUUGCAUUAACCACCACUGGUUUUGAUCACUUCUCUAUAUCUUCUAUUUAUUCCCAUGUCCAGUGAUGAAAAGCAACCUAAGAUGCUGGGAGAACUGUAUUGUAAAAUUAAAAAUGCUCUAAACCUUUCUUACAUUCAUGUGAGGCCAAAUA
This is a messenger RNA of Eublepharis macularius, 3145 nucleotides long. It is a transcript of the gene CCDC92, whose product is annotated as coiled-coil domain containing 92. Lineage: Eukaryota; Metazoa; Chordata; Lepidosauria; Squamata; Eublepharidae. The record is from RefSeq and is a predicted model, not a curated record. The transcript has 4 exons. Bases 145 to 1092 code for a protein of 315 amino acids. Gene Ontology annotation, cellular component: centriole.